Messenger RNA from Scaptodrosophila lebanonensis, 930 nucleotides. RefSeq names its product chymotrypsin-1. The transcript has a single exon. Gene Ontology annotation, molecular function: serine-type endopeptidase activity. The record is from RefSeq and is a predicted model, not a curated record. Lineage: Eukaryota; Metazoa; Arthropoda; Insecta; Diptera; Drosophilidae. Gene Ontology annotation, biological process: proteolysis. The coding region runs from base 1 to 813 and encodes 270 amino acids.
AUGAGAAAUUCACUUUUACCCGGUCUGUUGAUGCUACUGGUUUUCGGAAGCUGUGCCGCUCGGGAUCUAGGAUUAAAGCAACUUCGUCACAGGAUGGGCUUACAGCCCGAGACUCGCAUCAUUGGCGGAUCAAGUGCACCGGAAGGCUGGGCACCCUAUCAGGUGUCUAUUAUGAAUACAUUUGGGGAGCAUGUGUGUGGUGGAAGCAUAAUCAGCGAGCACUGGAUCCUGACUGCAGCCCACUGUCUGGAGUGGCCCAUAAAGUAUCUAAAGAUAGUGACGGGGACCAAUGAUUGGACCAAGCCAGGUGCAGAGUACUUGGUCGAUGAGGCAAAGAAGCAUUGUCUGCACGACAAGCCAAUGUAUCACAAUGACAUUGCGCUAAUCCACACAGCCACGCCCAUUGUUUUUGAUGAGCGCACACAGCCGGCGAAGUUGGCCAGCAACAGAAAGGCCCUCAAAGCUGGCGACAAACUCACGCUGAGCGGAUGGGGCAGCAUUAAGACCUGGGGCCGCUAUGAAACGGAGCUGCAAAAGGUCGAAUUGAACUACAUGGAACACUCCACAUGUGAGGGAAAGGUAAAAAAUGCCUCCUGGCUUGGUGAGGGACACAUUUGCACGAACACCGAGCAGGGCCAGGGCUCCUGUCAUGGUGACUCCGGCGGUCCGCUUGUCGAUGACCAACAAACUCUUGUGGGCAUAGUUAAUUGGGGCGAGGCCUGUGCCGUUGGUUAUCCGGACGUAUUUGCGAGCGUGGCGUAUUAUCAGGACUGGAUACGCGAAAUGCAAACAACAGAAGGCAUUGCCUGUUGAGAGCUGCGUGGAUUGAAAGCCAAUUGAACAAAUGCCAAAACGAACAAACACUCGAUUAUGCCAUAAAAACAUUAUAAACGUAUUGCUUACAGUAAUAUAAAAUACAUUCCUAAUUUA